Messenger RNA from Vicia villosa (hairy vetch), 507 nucleotides. RefSeq lists its product as uncharacterized. The transcript has a single exon. The coding region runs from base 1 to 507 and encodes 168 amino acids. The record is from RefSeq and is a predicted model, not a curated record. Lineage: Eukaryota; Viridiplantae; Streptophyta; Magnoliopsida; Fabales; Fabaceae.
AUGGAUUUGGCAUGCUUUUUUGGUAUUGCAGGUUCAAACAAUGACAUUAAUGUGUUAAACCAAUCGAACAUGUUUAACGAUAUUUUGGAAGGACAUGCUCCCAAUGUGCAAUAUACAAUCAAUGGGACACCAUAUAAUAUGGGGUAUUAUUUAGGAUAUGGUAUAUAUCCUGAGUGGGCUACAUUUGUCAAGACCAUUUCAAUGCCACAGGGAGAAAAGAAAAAAUUAUUUGCUCAACAUCAAGAAUCAGCUAGAAAAGAUGUGGAGCGAGCAUUUGGAGUGCUUCAAUCUCGAUUUGCAAUUAUACAUGGCGUAACGCGUGCUUGGAACUUGGAGACCCUCAAGCAUACCAUAUAUUCCUGCAUCAUAUUGCAGAACAUGAUUGUGGAAGACGAACGACAUACAUAUGGAGGUAAUUUUGAUUACUCUUAUGAUAUAACAACAACUCAACAACAGUCCUCAUCCGAAUUUUGCAACAAGACUACAAAGAAGAACAAGUAUUCGUGA